AUGGCGGCUAAGGUUGCGAGCAGUACUCCAGUGCCCAGCGGGCCGACUGACCCUGAAAAGGCCGCCGCAGAUCUGGCAUCUGGCAUUGACCAAGUAAAGCUUGAAGACGGUAACACCCCGACCACGACACAGCCUCCAAACCAAGCCCAAGAUGUCAAUGAGACCGCCGUUGCAGCAAACGCCACGGUGACAGAACAGCAGCAUGACGAUGGUACCACGCCCGCAGCCCCUGCAGCGAAACCGCCUACCCUGCCACGAACCGCCGCCGACGGGCUGAUCAAGACCCCAUUAGCCGAACCGCUCGAAACCUCACAGCCCUGUCCCAAGCCAGCGCUGACGACAGAACAAGAAGGCAAAUAUGCCGCUCUUUUGAAGAACGUGUCUGGCUGGACCGAGAUCCCAGAGUCCUCAGCGAAAGGAGCGAAGUCUACACCCUUGACCGACUCAGAACGCAUGUUCCUCACUCGGGAAUGCUUGCUCCGCUACUUGAGGGCUACAAACUGGAACGUGGCGCAGUCGGAAACAAGACUGAGGAAUACUUUGAUCUGGCGACGCGAGUACGGAUUGGAGAAGCACACGAAGGAGUACAUCUCGAUUGAAAACGCGACUGGUAAACAGGUGAUCUUGGGGUGGGACAUCCAGGGCCGGACCUGUCAAUACCUGCGACCAUCCAAACAGAAUACCGAGCGGAGCGAUCGGCAGAUCCAGCACCUGGUGUUCAUGCUGGAACGGGCGAUUGACCUGAUGCCAGCAGGGCAAGAGACUCUCGCUCUGCUCAUCAAUUUUGCCGAGACCAAGUCCGGACAGGGCGCAACACUGUCUCAGGGCAAGCAGACUUUGAACAUUUUGCAGAACCACUAUCCUGAAAGACUGGGCCGUGCUCUUGUGACCAAUGUGCCAUUCUACAUCUGGGGCUUCUUCAAGCUGAUCACACCGUUCAUCGACCCAUUGACAAGGGAGAAGAUCAAGUUCAAUGAAGACAUGGGACUACAUGUGCCCCGGGAACAGUUGCUGAAGGAAAGUGGGGGACUCGUCGAGUUCGAGUACGACCACGACGUGUAUUGGCCCGCUCUCAAUGACCUCUGCGAAUGGAAGAGGACAGAGUAUCGGCGCCGAUGGGAGGAAGGGGGCAAGCGAAUUGGUGAAUAUGAAGAAUACCUCAGGGGAGCAGGCGAGAAGUCGCUGGCCGAACGCGAGAAGGACGCACAGCAAUCAUCUGCAUGA
Molecule: messenger RNA, 1224 nt
Organism: Fonsecaea erecta
Lineage: Eukaryota; Fungi; Ascomycota; Eurotiomycetes; Chaetothyriales; Herpotrichiellaceae
Exons: 1
Coding region: 1-1224 (407 amino acids)
Molecular function (GO): phosphatidylinositol transfer activity
Source: RefSeq, a predicted model, not a curated record